Molecule: messenger RNA, 1181 nt
Organism: Candoia aspera
Lineage: Eukaryota; Metazoa; Chordata; Lepidosauria; Squamata; Candoiidae
Product: intelectin-1-like
Exons: 6
Coding region: 1-936 (311 amino acids)
Molecular function (GO): oligosaccharide binding
Source: RefSeq, a predicted model, not a curated record
AUGACUCUUGUAUCAGUAGGCAGCAGGAGCUGCAACAGCAAAACCAACAAGCUGGAAAAAUCUGAAGCAGAUUCCCCCUGCUUUUGGGAACAUCCAGACCCCGACAGUUGCCGAGAUAUCAAGGAUUCGAAUGCAGAUGCUGCCGAUGGAUUGUAUUUCCUGACCAGCGAAGACGGUGAGGUCUACCAGACCUUCUGUGACAUGUCCACCCAUGGAGGGGGCUGGACUUUGGUGGCCAGCGUGCAUGAAAACAACAUCUUUGGGAAAUGCACCAUUGGGGAUCGCUGGUCCAGCCAGCAAGGCAACGAUGCCAACUACCCCGACGGAGAUGGAAACUGGUCCAGCAAUACCACCUUUGGGUCAGCCAUAGCAGCAACCAGCGAUGACUACAAGAACCCAGGCUACUAUGCUCUUCAAGCACAGGAUAUCUCCAUCUGGCACGCUCCCAACAACAGCCCCAUGAAGAGAUGGCGGGACGCUUCCAUCCUGAGAUACCACACCGAGAAAGGCUUCCUGGCCGAGGAAGGGGGCAACCUUCUCCGGCUCUACCAGAAAUACCCUGUGAAAUACAAUGCUGGUACCUGCCUAGCCAAUAAUGGCCCUGCCAUCCCUGUUGUGUAUGAUGCCGGCGAUGCCCAGAAGACUUCGGAGUAUUACUCUCCCCACGGACGGGAUAAGGGUGAAUUUACCGCUGGCUUUGUCCAGUUCCGAGUGUUUAAUAAUGAAAAGGCGGCCAUGGCGCUGUGCUCUGGAGUCAAAGUCACCGGGUGCAACACAGAACAUCACUGCAUUGGGGGCGGCGGAUAUUUCGCAGAAGCAUCCCCACACCAGUGUGGUGACUUCACAAGUUUUGACUGGGACGGCUACGGGACCCACCGUGGCUGGAGCGUUUCCAAAGCCAUGGUGGAUUCCACUGUCCUGAUCUUCUACCGCUGAUCGAGGGCCGGAGGGGCUGGACCGUGUGCCUCCACGCGCGGCUGUCACCUGAGACGGAGGUGCCUUUCCAGGAGCAGAGAAACCUACUGCAACACGCAGGGCCACAAGGCUGCAGAACAAAAAUAAAAGCACCGCGUUAAAGUUUGGCCUCUGUUUUUUCAAUAGUUAAAGGGACACGGUCUUCCAAGGUGGGUCACCUCGAGAUGAUCCCGGUGGCAUUGCUAGUGCCGACCCCAGUAGUUCCA